Messenger RNA from Trifolium pratense (red clover), 2935 nucleotides. RefSeq names its product importin subunit alpha-4-like. Gene Ontology annotation, cellular component: cytoplasm; nucleus. Gene Ontology annotation, molecular function: protein binding; nuclear import signal receptor activity. Gene Ontology annotation, biological process: NLS-bearing protein import into nucleus. Bases 850 to 2607 code for a protein of 585 amino acids. The transcript is spliced from 11 exons. Lineage: Eukaryota; Viridiplantae; Streptophyta; Magnoliopsida; Fabales; Fabaceae. The record is from RefSeq and is a predicted model, not a curated record.
AGGUUCAAAAUUGGAGGAAGUAGAGCAUCCAGAUAGAAUUAAGGUUGUGGAAAUGGUGGGAGGUGUCUUUCUACUCUGCAACGGGACCUCGAAGGUGCCAGCUGCAUCGUAAUACAAAGUCCUCCCACCAGGUAGAAGAGAUAUAAUCGUCCCAUCAAGAUAAAACGGUUCAAAUUCAAAACAAUUUAUAUAAUAAGGAUAAAUGUGUUUUAUUGUAAAAAAAAAAAAGAAUAAAUGUGUUUUAAAUCCGGACCGUUCUAUCUUCAUUCGACGAUAAAAUCUCUUCCUAAUUGCACACAAUUUUUACCACAUUCAAUCCGGAUUUGUUUCAUGGCCCAUGGGUCAUGUCUCACGUGACUCAACAAAAAAGAAAAAAUAAAUUUGAGAGAUAUUUUUACUCUCCAAUGAUUUCCUUAAAAUUACACUCCUCCGGAUUAUUAAAAUUUUAAGUUAAAAUUAUCAAAUGCAACUAAGCCAUUAUUUUAUAUUACAUUUCAUUUUGUGCUUUUUCAUUUUUUAUUUAUUUAUAUUAGUCCAAUCCCUCAAACUCAAAUCUCUACCUCAUGCAUUUUGUUGUUGAACACGACCGCCAGAGUCUACUUUCCUCCUUCAUCUUCUCUGAUGCCGAGAACCAUCUUUUUGUUUUUGAAUACUUCUCUCAUGUUCUUUAUCUAUUCCUCUUCCGAUUCAUCUUUCUUCACCUAUCUUCUUUAUGUACAUUUGAUCAUUUUUCUCUCCUGCAUUUGAGACACACGUUUCCACGGUGUUUUCUGGUGACCGGUUAAUGACAUCACCUGUUCACGUCUACAUCGGAAACAUUAACCGGACCGGCCAGUGGCCCAGUACGCGAUGAACCGUUCCACUCAUCGUUAUUCAUUUUGUUAUAAUAAUAACUGCACUGAAACUUGGACUCUACGUAAGGUAAUAAUGUCUCUGCAACAUGAUACUCAGAGGAAGAAGGGGUAUAAGAGUACCGGUCGUCGGAGAAGAGAGGACGUCAUUUUCAUUGUAAGGAAGAAUAAACGGCAGGACUCUCUCUCGAAGAGACGAAAGCUGGUUCGUCAGGAUAUUUCUUCUCCGUUGAUAGAUGAUUCUCCUCCGUCCACCAUAUAUAUCCCAAACCAUGAUGUUCUAGUGUCCCAGCUACAAACCAUUCGGACAAUGACACUGACAUUAUUGUCAGACAACCCCGCUGCACAACUUGAAGCAACUACUCAGUUUGGAACGCUAUUAUCAAAGGGAUACAUCCCUCUAAUUGAUAAGGUGAUCCGGGCAGGUGUUGUCCCUCGGUUUGUGAAAUUUUUGACAAGGGAAGAUAUGCCCCAACUGCAAUUCAUGGCAGCAUGGACUCUGACCAACAUCGCCGCGGGACUGUCUGAGCAUACAAGAAUUGUGAUUGAUCAUGGUGCUGUUCCCUUGCUUGUGCAGCUUAUGAGCUCUAGUAAUGAUGACAUCAAAGAACAGGUCAUGUCUUCCUCAGUCUCGUGGCAUAAUUGCAUUGAGAAACCAUUGUGUAUGUAUAUAUGUAUCUAUGUUUGUAUUGCUUGCUUACACAAUUUCAAUGUCUCGUGUAUUGAACAGACAUUAUGGGCAUUAGGUAAUAUUGCUGGUGAUUCCCCGAGUGCAAGUGAUCAUGUUCUUAAUGAUGGUGCACUUUUGCCAUUAUUGUCUCUAUUGUGGAAUCCUUCUACAACAAAAAAAUCUAUAUGGAAUAUUGCUAAGUGGGCCUUUUUAAACUUGUGUCGUGGAAAGUCUCUUCCAACACUUUAUGAACAGAUACGGCCAGCAUUGCCUGCCCUUCGGGAACUCUUAUUGAUGCAUGAUGAAGAAUUUGUACUAUAUGCAUGCCAGAUUCUCUCCUGCAUUACUCAAAAUGGUUCAAGUGAAAUGGUCCAAGCUGUCGUUGAAGCAAAUGUUUGUCCACGACUUGUAGAGUUACUACUGUUUCCAACGUCAAAAGUUAUUGUUCCUGCUCUGCAGAUUCUAGGAGAUAUUGCUUCUGGUGAUGAUGCUCAGACUCAGGUUCUAAUUAAUAGUGGAGCUCUCCAUUGUCUUAAGUUUCUUCUUACACAAAGUGAUAAAAUCAUCCUCGAAGAAACUUGUUUGGCAAUUUCCAAUAUCACAGCUGGGAAUAGUGCUCAACUACAGGCCGUCCUUGAUGCUGAUCUCAUUACUCCUCUUGUCUGUCUGACGAAGGCUGAAUUCAACGUUAGGAAUGAGGCUGUGUGGGCAAUUUCCAAUGCCACUCACGGAACUCCUGAGCAGAUUCGGUCCUUGGCAUGUAAAGGGUGCAUCGAGGCACUCUGUGAUCUCUUGAUCAGUACAGACCCGAGUAUUCUGACUGUUUGUCUAAAUGGGCUGAGAAACAUUUUAAAGGCAGGAGAAAUUAACAAGCAAAAGGGACUAUAUAACAACGGGGUCAAUAUCUACGCUCAAAUGGUAGAAGAGUGUGGAGGAUUGGAUAAGAUUGUAAGUUUGCAAAGCUACGACAACAAUGACAUUUAUAAAAAGGCUGUGGAGGUUUUGGAGAAAUAUUUUCCUGAGGACCUUGAAACGGUAGAUGAAGAGAAUCAUCGUAGCAAUGUGGAUGGUACUUUGCAGCAGUAGAUGACCAGGAUCUUCAUAAAUUUCAUAACAGUGUGGAUGGUAGUGAGCAAGAUUUCUCCUUCGGGCCGAACUCCCCUACAGGCUUAUAUUGAAUAGUUGUCUUACAUAUACUAACAUUAUAAUGAGAGAAAAGAAAAAUUAUAUUUGGACAUGUUAUAUUUGCUCCCUGUGUAAUCUUGUAAUGCUCUUUACUGUAUAGUUAACUGAUAUUUCAUGGAGUAAUGAUUGUUGCAAUAUAUGCUCAAUUGUUUUAGUCUCUAUGUACCUUCUCUGGCAAUGUGAAAACUAGUUUAGGCUAACUCUAAAUACCUUUGAUCUCUUCUCAAAA